This is a messenger RNA of Suillus clintonianus, 2686 nucleotides long. Its product is annotated as heterokaryon incompatibility protein-domain-containing protein. Lineage: Eukaryota; Fungi; Basidiomycota; Agaricomycetes; Boletales; Suillaceae. The coding region runs from base 363 to 2522 and encodes 719 amino acids. The transcript has 3 exons. The record is from RefSeq and is a predicted model, not a curated record.
AUUGCUAGUCAUCAAUAACAGCCGGACUCCUCAAAGUGUCGAGGAGCCGUUCUUGGCUAUACCAUUGGUGAUUGCGCGCCUUCAAAAUCGUGCGAGGUCCAUUAGAUAAUAAUAGAUUCAGAACACGGUCACACUGUGAAGAACACAUUGGUGUUCUGCAGACUCUUAGCCCGCCGGUCCCCACACAUGCCAGUUUGGUCCUUGUUGGAAUUAUCGGAGGAGUCGCCCUUGGAGUUUUCCUCCUUUUGCUAUUGGCCAUCCGCACAUGCAAACCCAAAGCAGGCCCCGCAUCCGACGGGACCUCUGAAACUGACCCUCUCCUGAAUCAACUGCAAACUGAUCUUCAGAGGGAUCAUACUCCCAUGUCAAACAAAGACACAUUACUCUGUUCCAUCUGUGCAAAUUUGGACUUUUACAAGAUUUUCCUUGAUGGCAUCCCAGAGACAGAGGAGAUCCCGCUCGAUACACUCUCGUCCAUCUUAAAGAAGUCCUACCAAUGCAGUUUCUGCCGCCUCAUAGCCUUUCAUGUUCGUCGAACAUGGAUGUUGGACAACUUUCCUCACUUCGAUCUCUCACGUAUUGAAUGUCGGAUCUUGUCACAAAAUUGUGGUCAUCUUCGGGGUUAUCCCCUACCAAAAUUCCGCUGCUAUCGCCUCCACAUCAAUAUGGAGGGCUUACAAUACCUUUGGGAGAGAUAUCCGGCUUCCAGAGCAGUGGCAGGUUCGCUACGGAUCCACCUUAUGCAAGAAGAUGCUUUCAAGUUUGGGAGACCUAUUGAUGUUCAUGGUCGCAGGUUGAAGGAUGUCGUGGAUAUAAAUCUGGUGAAGAACUGGAUUAAUAUUUGUCAGGAGAAUCACGGUGAUGACUGUAGAAGUGCCCGGAGCAUGGACGACGUCGACAGGAAGCUACCAGAGUUUGUGAGAGUGGUAGACGUAGUAUCGAUGUCCGUGAUUCCUGCUCCUUCUCGCUGUCGCUAUGUCGCCCUCAGUUACGUAUGGGGAGAUAUCGGCGCAGAAUAUUGGACGGCGAAGGACAACGUAGUGGAGCGCUCCAAGCCUGGCGGUUUGAACGCGGCACACCUCCCCGAAACCAUCACUGACUCGAUUCUAUUCGUUCGACAACUUGGUGAACGUUACAUAUGGAUCGACGCUCUAUGCAUCAUCCAAGAUGAUUCCCAGGACAAAUUCGCUCAAAUACAAAUCAUGGAUUUGGUCUAUGGCUUGUCUUACCUCACGAUAGUCACUGCUAGCGGCAAGACUAGGACGGCUCGGGACCCUCUCCCAGGGUGCCGCCCACGAACUAGAACAUCACAACAGCAUAUAGAGGUCGUUCAAGGACUUCAUCUCUAUGUGGGUCCUCCAAGACUUAGGGAGGCUCUCGCUAUGUCCGCAUGGAAUACACGUUGUUGGACCUAUCAAGAGUCCGUGCUCUCCCACCGAAGGAUAUACUUCACUGGGCAGCAAGUCUACUUUGAAUGUCGACGUGAUGUCUUCUGCGAAGACAUCAUCGCGGAAAACCAACGCUUCAUCGUUGGCGGCUUUCUUCAGUCUUCAGGUGAUGGUGUCCUCCAUAGCCACUCCUUUGCGAAUUACUUGUUUGCCGUCAAGGAGUGUACACGACGUAAUCUCACGGUGGAAUCAGACGUUGUUGAUGCUAUCACUGGAGUGACGAAUGCUUUGGCGAUAGCCUUUGGGCUCGGUGAUCCCACCAGAGUCUUUCAAUAUGGAAUGAUGUUGACGGACCUGCAUCACACGCUUCUCUGGCAACACGAUCCACACACACCUCGUUCACGCCGUUCACUUCCUGACAGAGACAGUUCACCCCGGCCUUCUUGGGCAUGGGCUACGUGGCGUGGAGCUAUCGAUUAUUUGACGAUCUUUCGAUACGAGGGGAUCACCAUGAAUACUAGCCCCCCAGAAGUGGUCGAAACAUUUGUUGAUCCUUGGUACAUCGUAGACCAUAGUGGCGACAUAGUGCAGUUUGAUGUUCCCCGAAAGCACCAAGUCAUUUACCCUAGGAUGCCCAAGACCUCAUAUUCUCCUCCACAUGGUGUCUUGGACACGACGGAGCUGACACUAAACAUACAUCGACCGCUAGAACCAAGCACCCUCAUAUUUCGCACGACUUCCAGCCACUUUGGUAUUGCACGACGAGCUCGACUUAGCGAAGAAUCAAGUACCGCACCUAUCCAUCACGGUCUCUUCGAUAUCCUCUCCACCACUUCUUCCCCCACCGUAUCUUCCACUUCUGCAUCUUCCCCUCCCGAGGCUUGGGUUGGCACUGCCGUCCUGCCAUUGGACCACGCCCUGCCUACUUCUCUCGAGUUCAUUGUUCUUUCCCGUACCGAUAUACGCGGUGUGUAUGAUGAAGAGAGUUUUCCUUUUUACCUUGAAUGCUCACUACAUGUGAUGGCAAUUAGUAGUCAAAAUGAGGGUUUGAUGGAACGUGUUGGGUUGGGCAUCAUUCAUGAAGCCGCCUGGAUUGCUUCAAAUGCGAAAGAGAAGGUUGUAUUUCUUCGAUAGUGGGAGGCGGUUGUUGGCUCUUAUUAUCUACUGUACACUUACGACCUUAGCUUCAAGGACAUGUAUGAUUGUUAGGAUACAGGCAGUUUACCUAUAGUAGUUUGUCGAUAUGAGAAUAGCCAUUCUGGGAGGUCAAUGAGCAUAAUGGGCAACUCAUGUUCGAG